UGUCAGCUCAUGUCUGCAAAGUGCAGCAGCGGGAGGUACACUGCUAGUGUAGUAACCCUAGACAUAUAUGUUUUUUCCCCUCGAGCUAUUCCAGCACAUCCACUAAAUUAAUUACCAUAUAUCCAGCUCCUCCUAUUAUCACAAGCCCUAGAACUUUCCUGGCCUAGCUCUUACCUUUCAGACUUCAAACCGCACUUCUUCUUCUUUCAUCUUCUUCUUCCCUUUUCUCCACUAUGAACCUAGAAGAGAAAGUUACAAUGGACUUGGUUCCACCAUCAGAGCAUCUCUGCUAUGUCCGGUGCAACUUCUGCUACACUGUUCUUGCGGUUGGGAUUCCAAUCAAGAGGUUACUGGACACAGUGACUGUCAAAUGUGGUCACUGCAGUAACCUUUCUUUUAUCAGCACCAGAGCUCCACUCCAAGGCCAAUGUCUUGACCUCCCACUCUCCCUUCAGAAGCAGGGCUUUUGCAAUGAUUUCAGAAAGGGCCAAUCCUCUUCAUCGUCCUCAUCAACAAGCGAGCCGUUGUCUCCCAAAGCACCCUUUGUUGUGAAACCGCCUGAGAAGAAACACAGGCUUCCAUCUGCUUACAACCGAUUCAUGAAGGAGGAGAUACAGCGCAUCAAAUCUGCUAACCCUGAGAUACCACAUCGAGAAGCUUUUAGCACGGCAGCAAAAAAUUGGGCUAGGUACAUUCCAAAUUCAGCAGCUGGAUCAGUUUCUGGUGGCACAAAUAAUUAAUGGAUGAUGUAAAAUAUUUCCAAUCGAUUACAAUAUUGCAGUGACAGUUGUACUGGACAUGCGCGCAAUUGGGAAGUAGCAGCAGCAGUAGUAGUAAUAGUUGAGAUCAGCAUGCAGAUUAGAUCGUUAAUUUGAUUUAGCUCUAGCUAGCUAGCUAGCAUGCAUGCAGCUUUAUGUACUAUGUCUCAAACUUGAUUUGAUGAUGAUCUGGUUGUCACUUGAUUUUAUAUCAUGCUGGCCUGCCUGAUGGUAUUUAA
This is a messenger RNA of Juglans microcarpa x Juglans regia, 997 nucleotides long. Its product is annotated as protein CRABS CLAW. Lineage: Eukaryota; Viridiplantae; Streptophyta; Magnoliopsida; Fagales; Juglandaceae. Gene Ontology annotation, biological process: style development; multicellular organism development; leaf development. The coding region runs from base 234 to 740 and encodes 168 amino acids. Gene Ontology annotation, cellular component: nucleus. The record is from RefSeq and is a predicted model, not a curated record. The transcript has 7 exons.